AUGUUCACUAGGGCUGCUACAAGAAAGCUUUUCACUAACAUCCGUUUGAACAGGUGGUGCUUUGAUGUUAAGGUGGUUUACCUAUGCAGAUGGUUCAAAAUUAGAAUGAUUGAGAUAUCUGUAAACUGGUGGAUCAAAGGAGAACCCGUUAAGCGUGCCAAAUAUGCUUUAGGAGCUUGA
Molecule: messenger RNA, 180 nt
Organism: Prunus armeniaca (apricot)
Lineage: Eukaryota; Viridiplantae; Streptophyta; Magnoliopsida; Rosales; Rosaceae
Source: the annotation of a GenBank genome assembly